Siniperca chuatsi (mandarin fish) is the source of this 2565-nucleotide messenger RNA. RefSeq names its product lysophosphatidylcholine acyltransferase 4 (gene lpcat4). Gene Ontology annotation, biological process: phosphatidylcholine acyl-chain remodeling. Lineage: Eukaryota; Metazoa; Chordata; Actinopteri; Centrarchiformes; Sinipercidae. Gene Ontology annotation, molecular function: 1-acylglycerophosphocholine O-acyltransferase activity; calcium ion binding. Gene Ontology annotation, cellular component: endoplasmic reticulum. The record is from RefSeq and is a predicted model, not a curated record. The coding region runs from base 418 to 1962 and encodes 514 amino acids. The transcript has 13 exons.
AGUCGCGGUGGUAGGCCGGGCUGUCAGACAUGAAGGGGCGGGACAGGUGAGGACAGAGUCUACAAGAAAGAAAGGAUGGGUGAUUUUUCUUCAGCGUGUGUUUGUGUUUCGCCAUAUGUAGGGUAGAGACCAGAGAAGUUUGUUUUUAGCUAGUUGGCGUCGACUGUUGUGUUUAUUUGUCCGGAGAACUCCUCAACCGUUGGUUUUAGCGAACGUUCUAUUUUUAACUGACUGCGCGAGAGAGAUUUUUCGAAAAAGUGGGGAAGUGUCAAAACAACAACUUGUUUUGCCCACAUUUUGUUUAACUUUUAUUCAACCGAUAAGGGAGUGUAAAUUCAUUUUAUUUAUUUGUUUUAAAAAAAAAAUUCUAGUAAUUUUUUUAGUUGAACUCAGUCGAGUCAGGUUUGCCUCGUCGCCAUGGAGAAGUACGACUGUCACUCAGCAACGCACGGGUAUCCACAUCCGUUCAUUCAGGAGGUGAAGCUGACCAGGGCGCAGAGGAUCAGGGGCCUCAUCCUGGGCAGCAUCCUCUUCCCUGUACGCGUCACCCUGGCGGCUCUUUUCUUCCUCAUCAUGUGGCCUCUUGCCCGGUUACGAUUUGCCGGCCUGUCUGAGGAGGAGCGCUCCCGGCCCGCCAAGGGCUGGCGUCUCUGGCUCUUACACCCCAUCAUCUUGUGUCUGAGCCGAGCUGUCUUCUUCACCCUGGGCUUCCUGUGGGUGAAGGUCAAAGGUCGCAGGGCAGACCUGAAGGAGGCGCCAGUGCUGGUGGUAGCGCCUCACAGCAGCUUUCUGGACAUGCUGGUUCUGUGUCACACCCAGCUGGCAUCGGUGGUGUCGCGGUCGGAGAACACCAGCCUGCCAGUCAUAGGAGCUCUGCUGGAGUUCAACCAGUCUGUGCUGGUGAGCAGAAAGGAUCCCGAGUCGAGAAAAAGGGCAGUCGCACAGGUCACAGAGAGGCUGACGUCCGAUGGCUACUGGCCUCAGAUGCUGAUGUUUCCUGAGGGAACCACAACUAACGGCCGCACUCUCAUCAAAUUCAAACCUGGUGCCUUUCUUCCUGGAGUCCCGGUCCAACCUGUUCUGCUGCGUUACCCCAACAAGCUGGAUACUAUUCGCUGGACGUACAAAGGAACAACCUGGACUGAGGCACUGUGGCACACAACUUCACAGUUCUACACCAACAUGACUAUUGAGUUCUUGCCAGUUUACAACCCCUCCCAGGAGGAGAAGAAGGACCCCAACCUGUAUGCAGACAAUGUUCAGAAACUCAUGGCCAAGGCCCUCGAAGUCCCAGCUACAGAUUAUGUGAUGGAGGGCCGAGUUCCUGUCAGUAAACUGGGUGGUCUCUCUCUCCCACUGGAGUCACCUGCCAGGGAAACUCUCUCGCUUUUACACCGAAACGGUCUGGGAGCGCAUGAAGUGGAAGCAGCACUGGAGAGAAUGAUUGACAGGUGUCAGUCAGGAGCUCAGGGGUCAAAGGCCAGUGCAGAGGAGCUCGCCUCUAUUCUCGGGCUGAAGGAUAAACAGACAGCCGUCACUAUCUGUCGCCUCUACUCCAAGGAUGAAAUUGCCGACCUCCGACAGAUAUAUUUGAGUGCUGCUGCUCUGUCAGGAUUUGUCAGCUUCAAGUCACUACUUCACACUGCGUUUACUCUGUUUGACCGAGAGGGCAGAGGCAGUCUGAGUGCAGAGGAGCUGUCAGGCCUCAUGGGGGCGCUGCUGGGCUUUCCUCAGCACCAAACUGCUGAGCUUUACGCUCAGGCCUCCAAUCAAGAACACCUUACUGAAGAAAAUCUGCUGCGAGUGCUGACGACCCACCCGACCUAUCAGAGAGUGGUGAACGAGUACAUGCAGCCCGAGGAGGCGGGUACUACCCCGCUGGCCAAUGGGAAGGCUGUGAACAACAACGGAAACAUGCACAACAGCAACGGAUCCCUCCAACACAACAAAAAGUUGGAAUGAGGAAUUUAUUUUUAUUUUUUUAAACUUUUUUUGCAACGGUACAAAUUGAACCAGAAUAAUCGUCGACAAAGGACUGUAAUUUUUUUUUAAACUUUGAUACCUGUGUGUUUGGAUGUAUGGGUGUACUUUUUAAAUUUAUAUUACUGUAACAUUUUGCUACAUUCAACCAUGCUAACAUUAGAAAACCAAAGAAUGACUUAAAUUAUCACAAAAUUAUGACCACAGUGGCUCUCUGUGUGUGUGUGUGUGUGUGUGUGUGUGUGUGUGUGUGUGUGUGUGUGUGUGUGUGUGUGUGAGACCAUUUCCUUGUAUAUUUGAGGACUGGAAGUCCUCAAGAAAUCCUCAAGAAAUCUUGUUCACAUGUUGUUCCAGUUGCUGUUAAAGGACUCUGUUACUUAUGUCAUUUGAAGCCAUAAAAUGUCUUAUUUAUAAUUCCCUCAUAUGUAUAUUGAAUGUUUGUUUUUUUUAAACGGGAUAAUGGUAUGUGCAAAAAGAAGCUAAACACUCUGUAAAGCAAAAGGUUUAUUUUAUGUAAAAUAAUUAUUCUUACAUUUUUGUGUGAAUAUUGUUUCUAUUUAACAAUUAAACUGUGAAUUCUUUUAA